Messenger RNA from Penicillium cosmopolitanum, 684 nucleotides. RefSeq lists its product as uncharacterized. NCBI's taxonomy places the organism in Eukaryota, Fungi, Ascomycota, Eurotiomycetes, Eurotiales, Aspergillaceae. The record is from RefSeq and is a predicted model, not a curated record. The transcript is spliced from 2 exons. Bases 1 to 684 code for a protein of 227 amino acids. Gene Ontology annotation, molecular function: glycosyltransferase activity.
AUGCGCUUCUACGACUGCUGGAGCAAGCUCACACCAUUCUCACUCAUUGAAUAUGAUCGCGUUGUGCAGCUUGACAGUGAUAUGGCGAUCCUCCAAAAUAUGGAUGAGUUAAUGGACAUCACUUUGGAUGCGGCAAGCAUGAAUGGAACGGGUGACCGAGUGUUUGCUGCUAGCCACGCAUGUGUCUGCAAUCCGCUUAACAAACCUCACUAUCCCAGAGACUGGGUUCCGGUUAACUGUGCCUAUUCCACUCAGCAUAACACUCCAGAUAUCGCACAAACAGCCGGGCCUCCAGCCACCGUAGGAUUAGGGAUACCUAAUGGUGGCUUGCAGGUGGUGAACCCAUCUCAAGCGAUUUAUGACAAAAUCUUAGAACAGCUUGCCUCCUCUACAACAUUGCAAUAUGAUUUCGCUGAUCAGUCCCUCCUUGGCGAUAUUUUUUACGGUCGGUGGGUUGCGCUACCGUACGUAUACAAUGCGCUCAAAACACUCCGAUGGAAAGGAAUUCAUGACACCAUAUGGCGCGAUAAGAGUGUGAAAAAUGUACACUAUAUACUUAGCCCGAAACCGUGGGAUGAAUUGGCAGAUGGACAAGGUCACGAUCCCUCCCAUGUCUGGUGGAUAUCAUUGAAUGCGGAAAGACUAGCAGAGGAACAACAGAGAGGCCUCACAGACGGUUUUUGA